CUAGGAUAGAAGAGAGGCAGUGGCGAUGGCCGAGGAGCCCUACGCAGUCCAGGGCAAGCAGCAGCAGCACCGCCAGCCCCAUCACCAGCCCCACCAGCAAAAUCAUGUCAUGCUCCAUGGCCAUCACCAGAUUCACACGCAGCAAAUCCACGCCCCAGCACCUCCUCCAGCGAUCGCCGCGGCCACGAAUCGAGAGGUAGGGCAGCAUAAUCUUCCCCAUUCUUCCCCGCUCGAUCGAUUCCCGGCGCCGCACGGCAAUGGCCGCGGAUUAUCGCUGUCGCUCCAUCACCAGAAUCACCAGCAGCACAAGAGUCCUCUCCAGCAUCCCCAGCAGCAUUCACAAGAACUGGCGGCUAGGGUUCUUCCACCGGCAAGCAAGGCUAGGGCUGACGGCGGCACUCCCGGCCACGGCCGUGACGACGCGUGGACGGAGGGGGCCACGCUGGCGCUCAUUGACGCUUGGGGGGAGAGGUAUCUCCAUCUCAACAGGGGGAAUCUCAAGCAAAAGCAUUGGCGAGAGGUGGCUGACGAGGUGACCAAGAGGUCGUGCUUGGACGAGAGCUCCAGCGGGAGAAGUGGCAAGAGCGAUGUCCAGUGUAAGAAUCGCCUAGAUACGCUCAAGAAGAAGUAUAAGAUCGAGAAGGCGAGGCUGGCGAGCGAGGGGAGCCCCAGUAAGUGGCCAUUUUUCGUGAAGCUGGACGAACUCAUUGGUCCAUCGAAGAAAGGGAAGAAGAGGUCGACUCCUCCGCCAUCAAACAACGGCAUUGCCCCGGCCGCUGCCGCCGCCGCCGCUCUCACUGCUACUCCAGUUAGCAGAGAUCAGUCGAGGAACCAUCGCCAGCAGCAAGCCCAGCAAGCGCAAGCGACGAGCAACGAUUCCUCCAGCCGAGAGUUUAGUGCCGGGAUGACCGAUAGCUGCGAGAACAAUGGAAACGCCACGGCUGCCAACGAGGGAAGAGCUUCGUCGUCCAAGAGGCGGAAGGUGGAGGGGAGCUUCAAGGAUCUGGCGAGGGCCAUCAUCAAAUUUGGGGAGGUUUACGAGCGGAUCGAGAGCGCCAAGCAGCAGCAGCUCAUGGAUCUGGAGCGGCAGCGCAUGGAGUUUACCAAGGAUCUGGAGCUCCAGAGGAUGCAGCUCUUCAUGCAAACGCAGGUGGAGCUAGCCAAGAUGAAGCACGGCAAGCUCGGGGGUGGCGGCGGAGGAGCUGGCGGCGGCAACACAGAGCACUACCUAUGAUCCACGGCCUCGGCUCACUGAUCGAUCGAUCCAGGCACGCUAAAAAGUCUCACCGAUUGAUCGAAGGCAACUCACUGUAUAGGGGAGAGAUUUUGAUGUCGUCUAACUUGUGACUACCACCACUAUUCGCUGAUGCUACUAAGUUUGCCAGUCCGGGAUUUUGGAGACGAUUCUUCUGGUUUUGUAAAUGCUUGCUGUUAACAAUGUUUAAAUGCUGUACUGCACAAGCGAUCAAGGGUUAGGGAUUCUGUGUUUACCAAAGUUUCUUGGACUGUGCUUUAGAGCAGGGAGUGUUUGUUCUUUGUGUUCUGUGUAAGUGGGUUCUCUUAUUUCAACAGCGAGUGUGUUCCCGAGUAACUUGGAGUGAGGAGAUCCUGUGUUUUGUGUCGUGAGGCUGCCACUUGUUGUGGAGAGGUCGGAGAAGCAUCGCUAGGGUGACUUAUCAGAUCAAUGGGCAGGCCUUUAGCAAAACAAAGAAAAUUUUAAAUGUGAAAGCUUAAAGAUUUUGACAA
Selaginella moellendorffii is the source of this 1746-nucleotide messenger RNA. Its product is annotated as trihelix transcription factor ASIL2-like. The coding region runs from base 26 to 1234 and encodes 402 amino acids. Gene Ontology annotation, molecular function: transcription cis-regulatory region binding. Gene Ontology annotation, cellular component: nucleus. The record is from RefSeq and is a predicted model, not a curated record. NCBI's taxonomy places the organism in Eukaryota, Viridiplantae, Streptophyta, Lycopodiopsida, Selaginellales, Selaginellaceae. The transcript is spliced from 2 exons.